AUGUGUAGGCUGUGUUUCCAAGGACCUGAUGAAGAAAUUUUUGGAAAAUUCUUAAAGGAUAUAGAUACUGGUUUUUCAGUUCACCAGUAUUGUAUGGUAAGGAAUGAUUCCUUUACAAAUUUAAAAUUUUUUUGCAUGUAGUUCAGCCCUCUGUCCCUUUUAAUCUCCUUAACCUCUAAGAGUGACUAGAAUCUAAGUUCUCCUUACAUUAUCAUCCCUGAAUCACUCAUCAAGGUCAUGAGAAUAAAAGAAAUGAUCACCAACUAAAGAAGCUCUUGAUUGUUAAACAAAUUCUCCUUGUCAGCACCUAAGGAAAUGUAUAGAGAACAGUAUGGAGAAUAUGCAUACUGAUUAAUGUCAGUGUGUAAUGGUUUAAAAGGCAGUUGUGCCUCAGUAACACUUACAAUGUUGGGAACAUGGGAAUAGUUUGUAAAUCACUCACCUCCAGCCAGAAAUGAACAAACUUUUCUAGGCAUGUGUUAUCACGCUGGUAAACUGAUGGAAAGCCCUGUCUAUUGCAUAAUGAAUUGUUUCCUGUGCAGUUUCUUUCCUCAGGACUGGCUCAGAGAGGAAAAGAUGAUGAAGAAUUUGAUGGAUUUUUAAUCAAGGACAUAAAGAAGGAAAUAUCAAGGGCAAAGAGACUGGUUAGUAAGAACAAAAACAGUCCUGGUCACUUAUUUGUCAGAUACAGACACUCAAGUCUCCAUCUUAGGCCACUAAACUUUCUUGUCAAUAGCCUUGAUUUUCAAUCAAAGAUACAGAAUAACACACAUCUAAUGAUUAAUUUUUUGUAGUUUCUCUCAUAAUGCAGUUGUUUGACCCUUUAACUUCGUAAAGUGAUCAAGAUAGAACUUCUCCUUACAAUAUCAAUAAAAUAUCAAGAAGAGAAGUGAUGAGAAUAAUGAAAAUCAUCAAUUAGGAGAUUAUUGGUUGAUUCAAAACCAUUUUUUUCAAACUCAAAUGAUAACAAUUGUAAGGGGUGAAUUUAUGAAUUUUUGAAUGUUUAAGUGAAAGGGGUGUGCAAUGUUUUUCAGCUGCUCACUGAACUUAUUUCCAUCUGUCACUGUUGCAGCUGAAGUAUUUAAUUUGAGCCUGUACCUGUGAGAUUGACCACUGACCAGAAGAGCCUGCUGAGCUGCUCGUGAUGAAUUAUUUUCCAAUGACUAUAUUAAUUGUCUUUAUGGUAUUGUUUAGUUUGGCUCAUUUCUUUGCAGAGAUGCAGUUUCUGCAGGAAGCUGGGUGCCUCUAUUGGCUGUUGUGAGGGAGGAUGUUGUGAAACUUUCCACUAUAAAUGUGGAAAAGAGAACGGAGCUCUGUUUCAGUUUUUUGAUACCUUUAAGUGAGUUUAUUUUCAGUGGUAAUAACCUUCUUUUGCUUUGCACUUGGGCCAUAAAUCCAAGCGGAAAAUACCCAGUCCAUGACUUACAAUACAGAAUUUUAAUUGGGUUAGUAAAAGGUUUUUAACCCUUAAACUCCUAGAAGUGAUUAACAAGUAACUUCUCUCUACAAUAUCCUUUUACUAUCCACCAAACAGGUAAUGAGAACACUCAAAUGUAUCAGGUUGAAGUUGUUCUCUUGAUCUAACACCAAAUUCUUGUAACUUAUUCACAAGGAAAUAGAGGAGAGCAGAGAGAAUUAACAAUCAGAUCUUGGGAAUUGAAGGGUAAAACAUGUAAUUGUUGCUUGUGAUUUCAGUAAAAUAGCUUAACUUUUUGAAAGAAACUCUGCAUCAGAAAGGCCAAAAUUUGAUGAACACUGUCAGUGGCAUUUAAUGGAUAUGUUAAUGAUAUUUAUAAUGACUGUCUUGAAAGGUCGCCUCAUCCAUAGGAGAUUUUUAGGCUAGUCCUGUCUGAAAAAUCUAGGACUCAAAAAAAAAAGUGAAAAACAACUUAAGACUUAUAAGAAUAACUACACCAAGGUUAAUCCUUUUAACUCCCAAGAUCAAAUUAUUAAUUCUCCCCUCAAGCUUCUAGACAUUUCCUUGUAAAUUAGUUAUGAGAACAUGGUGUUAGAUCAAGAUGACAACUUCUACCUGAUAAGUUUGAAUAUUCUCAUUACCUGUUUGCUGGAUAAUGUAAGGAUAUUAUUGGGAGAAGUUUCAUGUUGAUCACUUCUGAGAGUUAAAAGGUUAAUAAAACAGAGCUACCAAAAAACUGCAAAGUCUCAGUUUUCUGACUUAAAUUACACUAAAAUUCUUAAGAUAGCAUUUUUGAAAUGGCAAAUAGUUUCACUGGUCCUGAUUAUUAAUGGUCUUGUUCCAUUCUGUAAAUAACAAAUAAAACAAGUGUGACUGGCCCUUUGAGAUACCAAAAAGAUAAUUUUGAUGAUUGUUGUGAAUGUUGAUUACUAAAUGUAGCAUCAAUAGUAAUAUUUACCAUAUUUUGUCCCUUUGUGUUACACCACAGUUCUUUUUGUCGGCAUCAUCGCCCAACCCAGGAUGUGGCAUUAAAAAGAAACCAAACCUGUCCAAUCUGUUUGUGUGAAAUAGAACAGAAGAAUAAGUCACCUGUUUAUGAUAUUCCCCUUGUCACACCUUGCUGUAGAAGGACGUGGUUUCACAACAAAUGUCUUCAGGUACAGAAAAAUCCUUUUUUUUCCAAUUUUUUUCUAAUUUAUAAUUUUCACAACUUAUUGCCAAACUCCACAUUUUCGUCAAUUUGUUGUUUUUUUUUUUUUUUGCACAUCAUUGAUUGACAAGGUGACCAAAGAAUCACUCUGAUUUUCAAAUGAUCCUGGCAGAAUUACUCAUUAGAAAAAAAAAUCUAUCUGUAUAUGAAUAACUGUAACUUGUUGCACAAUCUAGAUGCGACGGAAGUUCAGAUUGUCACCAAGGAAAAAACACAAUCAUAUAAAAAAAACACAAUUAUAUGAGUAUUUAACCAUUUUACCACCCUGGGAUACAUCUGCAACUUAAAACCUUUAAAUUCAAAUGGAGUAAUAAUAUGCUAAGACACCUUUUCUGGGAAACGUUUUGUUCAAUUUAUGAUCACACUUAUAGGUUUUCAAUAUUUUUCCUGUAGAAACAUGCAAAGUCAAGUGGGUUGUAUUACUUCCGUUGCCCAGUUUGCAAUAAUUUGGAAGAAUUUCAAGAAGAAAUGAAGCGAAUGGGAAUUUUCAUACCUGAUCAGUAAGUUUUAGUUAACCUGUUUAUCAACCCUUUCCCUCCCAAGAUCUCAUUAGUAAUUCUCCAAAAAGACUGUCAAACAAUUCAUAUGAUUUUAGUGCUGAGAAUUUGUGAUUGGAUCAACUAAUAAUCUCCUAAUUGACAUUUCUCUUUAUUCUCAUCAAAAGGGUUAAAGGGUUAACUCUCAUGGGUGACUGAGACAGAAUGUUGGUUUUUAACAUCAAUACAAUAUCAAGCAGACAAGAGAUGAGAAUAAAGAAAAAUAUUAAUUUAAGGAUCAUUAGUUGAUCUAAUACCAAAUUCUUCAAGACAACAUCAACAGAAUUGUAUGACAUACACUAAAGAGAAUUAAUACUGAGAUCUUGGUAGUGGAAGGGUUGAAAUGAUCUCAGAUUAAUUUCAUGUCAGAGAAGUGAAUGUUCACAUAAUAUAUUAAAGGACAGAAUGGAUUAUUUUAUGUAAAAGAUUCCAAAUGCAUAGAAUACGAGUAAUUCCUCCUUUUUGAUGAUGUCGGGGAAAAAAUGGUGAUUGUGUGCUACAGGGAUCUUUGGUUAUAGUCUACCAAAUUCAUAGAUUGUGAGCAUUAGUCCCUGAAAAUCUGCUAUUAGUGUUGGAAAACUGACAAAGGAUAUUUUUGUAAAAUUAUUUACAGGGAUGCUAGUUGGGAAACAGAAGAUGCCUUUGUUGACCUUCUUUUUCAGUACAGUCGCUGUGAUGCAAAGAACUGUGUCUGUCCCAAUGGCAGAGAGUAUAAGGAAACAUCUGGGUAUAAAACACUUAAAUUCUCUUGUUUUUAGUGGUGUAUUAUACAUUAAAAAUUCUACUUUGAUUUAAAACUUUCAUUGAAAAUAGUGCAGUCAAGAGCCAUUGGAUUAGUCUAUUAGCAAUCAAUGACAGUACCUAAGCAACUGGACACCUACCUCCCAUAACCUAUCUAUAACCCUAAAUAGUUAUCAGUUGACUGUUAUUGGGGUAGGGGAGGGGUAGGUGGCCAGUUGCUCAGAUACCAACAUUGAUCCAUGUAAAGCUAAAGCAGUGGAUUUUUGGGGAACCUUUUGUAUUUUACAUUAUAUCAGUAUUCCAAGCUCAAGGUAUUUCAAACGUACCAUUUGGCACCUUAAAAAAAACAGAAAACAACCUUCAGAGAUGAAAUUUAGUCAACAGAGGAAAAAAAAUGAUGGAACAAUGGGAACACUUUGUGUAAUAUUGUAUGGUUGAAAAAUGGCUGAGCACACUACAAACCUUUGAAGUAAGCAAUGUGGUUGUUUGAUGUUAAAGGUUCAUCAGUUUACUUCAACUUAAGAUCAGUAACAUGCAAUGUUAGAGCCUGCUUCUUUUCCACAAAACACAGGUCACCAAUUGGGCAACUUUCACUGUAAAUUUAGUUGCCAAAAUUGUUUUAAACUUGUGGUUGCCAUGGAAAUGUUUUUUGCUUGGAGGGCUCAAUACAUUUACAGUAUUGCUGCUCUAAUUUCAGAAAAUGGCGCCUGCGUUUGUGUGACACCUGUGGCCAAACUGGCACCCAUCUGAAGUGUCAACGCUGGAAGAAAUCCCCCGGAGAAUGGCAUUGUCAUGUAUGUGGACAUAGUGAGCCUCAAUUGAGUACACGGCAAAGACAAAUAGGGGAUCAUUCCAUGAACUAUUUAAGCCAUGACGAUGAUGAUGAUGCAUGGGAAUCACCAACAGAAGACUGUGAAGUCAAUGUGUGUUCAGUGUCAGAUGAUGAACCUCCUCUUGCUGAGAUCAGAAAUGAGUUAAACUGCAGAAGAGAGACACCUUUACCUGAAGAUACUGUUGUGAAGAAGCCUAACAUGGGAUCAUCUCCUAUGAGGAAACGUCUCAGAAUUUCCCUUCAAAGAUCAGAUGAUGAAGACGAAACAAUUGAACAAAAAGGAGAACGUACAAUAGAACUUCAAGAAACUCCUGACUUUAGUGGCCUUCACCUUGGUGACAGUUCAUCAUCGAUGACAUCUAGUGUUCUUCUUACUCUCUCUGGUCUUAUCACAGGGUCAGCGAGGGAAAAUCUUCAAAAUGAAUUUGAACUAAUUGGUAAAGAAUCUAUAGAAUCUGAUUGUUCAUCAGAUGCAAGUGUUGAGUUUGUUAAGGCAGUGAAAACAGAUAAGGAACAUUUUGACAGUGAAGCUAAUGUCGACAGAUCAGCACCAGUUCUCCCUAACACAAGAUCUGCACAAGGUGGUAAGGUGCCGAGAAGAGCAUGUUUCCGAGAAGUAAAACAAGAUUUGUCCUCAACAACAUCAAAAGCAGUUAUGAAUUUUGUGGAAGCAGAAUCUUGCAUCAUUUCUGUGAGGACUGAAGGAAGAGAGUCCACAUCAGUUGUGAAUUUUUCAGUUGCAGAGAACAAGGAGGAUAGUGAUGAAGAUUCCUGUUGCAUCACUAAAGUAGUGAGAAAGUUGUGUCCUUUUGGAAAUGACAAAUGUGGGCUGAAAUGUGACCUUGAUUGCUGUAAUUCUGUAGUGCGCCACAUUUAUCAGUCUCCAUCACCAUCAGCAGUGUCAAUGGGUUCAUAUGUGCACAAAGACUUACAAAGUAAGACAUUUGAUAGUUCCAGUACUUGUGGUAGUACAAGUCAUGUCAAAGGGAACAAAGGCAAACCUGUAGAUAAAAACAAACUCUUUGAUACAACAACCACGGAGGCAGUUGAGGAAGACAGGGCUAGUUUUAUCUCUGUCGGCACCAAUACCUUGCCUUUCAAACCAUGUGUGAAGAAAGAUUCUCUUCACAAGGUAGCCCCAGAUGCUGCAACUACUCAAAGGAAAAGAAUUAAAUUGAGCACCAAGAAGUCUAGCAAGCGUCUGAAAAGAUUUGCUGCUGUCCAGGAUGAAAAAGUAGCUUUGAGUCACAAAUGCUAA
Molecule: messenger RNA, 5994 nt
Organism: Pocillopora meandrina
Lineage: Eukaryota; Metazoa; Cnidaria; Anthozoa; Scleractinia; Pocilloporidae
Source: the annotation of a GenBank genome assembly